CCGCCUCCCAAGGUAUCGAAUGGACGUGCCAAAACGGUCCCGGUACGACGUGUAGAAGCUGGAGAGCUUCGCCUGGAACUAUGGGUGGAAGAGGCACGGCAGAAGUUUAAUGAACCGGUGGACUCUGAACAUCCACCAUGAGCUGCGGAUCUCUAUCUUAUAGCUUGCUGCCGUGUUCGUCUAGUUCACCAUUACUUUCUGAUUUCAGUGAAACAUUUUCUGCUCCUUAUCUCAUAUCUCCAUUUAUCUCAUUCUUGUUUUAGCGUGACCAAUGAUCGAACAUACAUGAUGGAUGAGGAAAUUAGGCACUGUCGUCCGAGUGAGCGGCGCAAAUAUAUAAAAUGGGGAGCGGACGAUUUCUGGGACUCGCAUGGCAUUACAUAGAUCUGGUUCAUAUCUUUCCUUGUCUUUUUGCUCGCAAUUUCUUUCCGUCCAUUUCUGCCUGUCGUCAUUCUGUCACGUUCCUUUUCCCCUUCUUUUUCUCUUCUCCUUGCCCCUUUUCCUUUUCUCUUUUACCUCCAAAUUUUCUCAUCUCUGGAGACGUCUCUAUUUCUUUUUCCAAGCAUUCUCCAUUCUCCUCCCCGCCAUUUCCACGGAGUGUUCUCAUUUUCAUACCAUUUCCUAUUGUAUUCCGCUCGUCUCCUUUGUUGAGCUCUCUCUCCAACUACAUGAUCCUAGCAAAUUCAAAUAUCUAGCAACUAGCUGCCAAAAAGUUGCCAGCAUGGUCCCCACUGCUCGGGGAGGGUCUCGAGUCCUGUCCGUAAUCGUUAAUUUGUCCCCAUCGCAUUUAUUUUGGCAUAUCCUUGUUUCUCUCGGCGUGUGUGUGUGUUUGCCUCUGUUCUUCCUUCGCCUCGCUUUGACUGCCGUGCCCAUCUUGGAAAUGUGAUCCAGUGAAAGGGAUCUUGACACGAUUUGGCUGCAUAAAGUCACGAAACCAGCUGAUAAUGGGAUACAGGCGUCCACAGUGUGUCAGUGUCACUGAACUCCAUAUCGCCUUACAUGGAAGAAAAAUCAAAGCUG
Aspergillus neoniger CBS 115656 is the source of this 1020-nucleotide messenger RNA. RefSeq lists its product as uncharacterized. The coding region runs from base 371 to 886 and encodes 171 amino acids. The transcript is spliced from 2 exons. Lineage: Eukaryota; Fungi; Ascomycota; Eurotiomycetes; Eurotiales; Aspergillaceae. The record is from RefSeq and is a predicted model, not a curated record.